Acinonyx jubatus (cheetah) is the source of this 4143-nucleotide messenger RNA. It is a transcript of the gene SPON1, whose product is annotated as spondin 1. Gene Ontology annotation, cellular component: extracellular matrix. The record is from RefSeq and is a predicted model, not a curated record. The coding region runs from base 184 to 2607 and encodes 807 amino acids. Lineage: Eukaryota; Metazoa; Chordata; Mammalia; Carnivora; Felidae. The transcript has 16 exons. Gene Ontology annotation, biological process: cell adhesion.
AGCGCGGCGCAGCUCGGCAGCCGCCAAGCCGAGACCCGCACGGUCUCCCGGUCGCCAGCGCCGGCUCCGAGCUCCCGCUCCCCGCCCGGGCUCCGCCUGGUCUCGCUUCCACGGGGACCCCUUCGGGCAGGAGUCGCGUGGCGAGGGCCGGCGGCAGCGGCACAAAGUUGGACGCCCGCGAGGAUGAGGCUGUCCCCGGCGCCCCUGAGGCUGAGCCGGAGUCCAGCGCUGCUGGCCCUGGCACUGCCCCUGGCCGCGGCGCUGGCCUUCUCCGACGAGACCCUGGACAAAGUGCCCAAGUCGGAGGGCUACUGCAGCCGCAUCCUGCGCGCCCAGGGAACGCGGCGCGAGGGCUACACCGAGUUCAGCCUCCGCGUGGAGGGCGACCCCGACUUCUACAAGCCGGGAAUCAGCUACCGUGUAACCCUUUCAGCUGCCCCACCAUCCUACUUCAGAGGAUUCACAUUAAUUGCCCUCAAAGAGAACAGAGAGGGUGAUAAGGAAGAAGACCAUGCUGGGACCUUCCAGAUCAUAGAUGAAGAAGAAACACAGUUUAUGAGUAAUUGCCCCGUCGCGGUCACCGAAAGCACCCCACGGAGGAGGACAAGGAUCCAGGUGUUCUGGAUUGCGCCACCAGCAGGAACAGGCUGCGUGAUUCUAAAGGCCAGCAUUGUACAGAAACGCAUCAUUUAUUUUCAAGAUGAGGGCUCUCUGACCAAGAAACUCUGUGAGCAAGAUUCCAUGUUUGAUGGGGUGACGGACAAACCAAUUCUAGACUGCUGCGCCUGUGGAACCGCCAAGUACAGACUCACAUUUUAUGGGAACUGGUCCGAGAAGACGCAUCCAAAGGAUUACCCUCGUCGGGCCAAUCACUGGUCUGCAAUCAUUGGUGGAUCCCACUCCAAGAAUUACGUGCUAUGGGAGUACGGAGGAUAUGCGAGCGAAGGUGUCAAACAAGUUGCAGAAUUGGGCUCACCUGUGAAAAUGGAGGAAGAAAUUCGGCAACAGAGUGAUGAGGUCCUCACCGUCAUCAAGGCCAAAGCUCAGUGGCCAGCCUGGCAGCCUCUCAACGUGAGAGCGGCACCCUCGGCUGAAUUUUCAGUGGACAGGACACGCCACUUGAUGUCCUUCCUGACCAUGAUGGGCCCCAGCCCCGACUGGAACGUGGGCCUGUCUGCAGAGGAUCUGUGUACCAAGGAGUGCGGCUGGGUCCAGAAGGUGGUACAAGACCUGAUCCCCUGGGACGCCGGCACCGAUAGUGGGGUGACCUAUGAGUCACCCAACAAGCCCACAAUUCCCCAGGAGAAAAUCCGGCCCCUGACCAGCCUGGACCAUCCUCAGAGUCCUUUUUACGAUCCAGAGGGCGGGUCUAUCACUCAAGUAGCCAGAGUUGUCAUCGAGAGAAUCGCCCGGAAGGGGGAACAAUGCAAUAUUGUACCUGAUAACGUUGAUGAUAUUGUCGCGGAUCUGGCUCCAGAAGAGAAAGAUGAAGAUGACACCCCCGAAACCUGCAUCUACUCCAACUGGUCCCCGUGGUCCGCCUGCAGCUCCUCCACCUGUGACAAAGGCAAGAGGAUGCGGCAGCGCAUGCUAAAGGCGCAGCUGGACCUCAGCGUCCCCUGCCCGGACACCCAGGACUUCCAGCCCUGCAUGGGCCCCGGCUGCAGUGACGAAGACGGCUCCACCUGCACCAUGUCCGAGUGGAUCACCUGGUCGCCCUGCAGCAUCUCCUGUGGCAUGGGCAUGCGGUCCCGGGAGAGGUAUGUGAAGCAGUUCCCUGAGGACGGCUCUGUGUGCACACUGCCCACUGAGGAGACGGAGAAGUGCACGGUCAAUGAGGAGUGCUCUCCCAGCAGCUGCCUGAUGACCGAGUGGGGCGAGUGGGAUGACUGCAGCGCCACCUGCGGGAUGGGCAUGAAGAAGCGGCAUCGCAUGGUCAAAAUGAGCCCGGUGGACGGCUCCGCGUGCAAGGCCGAGACCUCCCAGGCGGAGAAGUGCAUGAUGCCGGAGUGUCACACCAUCCCCUGCUUGCUAUCCCCGUGGUCCGAGUGGAGUGACUGCAGCGUGACCUGUGGGAAGGGCAUGCGGACCCGCCAGCGGAUGCUCAAGUCUCUGGCGGAACUCGGGGACUGUAACGAGGAGCUGGAGCAGGUGGAGAAGUGCAUGCUGCCCGAAUGCCCCAUUGACUGUGAGCUCACCGAGUGGUCUCAGUGGUCGGAAUGUAACAAGUCCUGCGGGAAAGGCCACAUGAUUCGAACCCGGAUGAUCCAAAUGGAGCCACAGUUUGGAGGUGCACCCUGCCCAGAGACCGUGCAACGAAAAAAAUGCCGUAUCCGGAAAUGCCUGAGAAAUCCAUCCAUCCAGAAGCUGCGCUGGAGAGAGGCCCGAGAGAGCCGGCGGAAUGAGCAGCUGAGGGAAGAGUCCGGAGGCGAGCAGUUCCCAGGCUGCAGGAUGCGCCCGUGGACAGCCUGGUCGGAAUGCACCAAACUGUGCGGUGGUGGGAUCCAGGAACGCUACAUGACCGUCAAGAAGAGGUUCAAAAGCUCCCAGUUUACCAGCUGCAAGGACAAGAAGGAGAUCAGAGCGUGCAAUGUUCACCCUUGUUAACAAGGGUGUAAGUUUUCCGGGGCUGCACCCUGGCUUGCACAGUCAUCGAUGGCUGGAGUGUGUGUUUGCUUGUUGUUUAAGGCAAUUUAAAUUGUAUACAUUAGUUUUCAUUUCUGCAGUGUGGUUCGCCCACCAGUCUUGUUGAUGCCAGGGACUUCCUUUCUGUCUGCUUCUUGGUAUGCAGAGGCUGCGUGGGGCUCCCUCAUCCCCAGAUGGCCCUCCUCUAGCACAGAAGUGAGUAGUGUCAGCUACCUGUACUGGAUGGACAUGUGUCCCUCUGGAGCACCCACCUGGGCAGCCGAUACAAGCCUGGCCCCCUCCACAGGGAGCGGCAGCCAGGUGUGGAAGGGAUUCCGUGCCUCGGUCCCAGGGUGCAGUGGGGAGGAAACAGUCCUGCUCACACGGAGAGCGCAGAUUCCCCUCACUCUUGUUUUUGGCCUGCUUGCUCUUGUAGGAACCUCGUUUGCCCAUCUCUUUUCAUUUAGUGGAAUUUAGGGUCCCUUGUUGAGUCUCCUCGGUCAUCAACAGUUAUUGGGGAACAGAGAGCUGGUAGAUGUGAAGUGCAUUGAUGUAGAGUGGCUUUUCUUUCAGAAAUUUAUCUCCCCUCCUAAUAUUGGUUCCUGAUACCCCAGAGAAAAGAAACUUUGGCUGCUUUAUUGGAAUUUAAGGUUGCCACUUCUUACACCUGAGGUAAAAGGUACUAAGUCUAGAAAGUACCUUUCCCUAGCUUCUUUGGGGGGGGGGGGGGGGCACAAUUUUCCUAAGGACGCCAGCUUUAUAAACUUAUAAACCUUCUGACAUUACAUCCUUACUAGGACCCAGGCAGCAAAACUGGCCUCUCUAGAGGAGUCCCAAACCUACGCUUUUAAAAUCUUCGGACACGCAUCUAAUUUUAAGUUUUCAAACCAGUUCUCCCAAAACAUCUUUCAGUUAUACAUCAGCUGCCUGCAUCCCACCAAGCCAUUGCUUCAACAAAAAAUACUAUCUUUGUACGUUAAAAGGUGUUUUUUUUCUUUUUUAGUCCUAAAGUUUUAUAUGUAGAAAGAAAAAGUGUUUCAGAGACCAAGAAAGAAAGCUAGGGAGAAAGGUAUUAUUACAGAAUCAGGCUGGGUAAGAAUAUCUGGUGGGAAGCCAAAUUCACCUCAGCUUUCCACAGUGGGGCUCUGGGCCCUCCAUCACCUGCAUAGGAAAGGCCACGGUUUUCCAUCCCCUUUCAAGCACUCAUAUGCACCAAAUUCAGGGAUUCUGACUACCAGGAAUUCGUGUAAAAGGACAUUUUACUGAGCUGAGUCUAGCAGCAGUUUUUACUUAUUCAUUUAUUGUUAAAACUGUUUCAUUUCUGUUGCAGGUUUUCAUUAUGCUUAAUCCAAAUAUGUAUCCCGGAUGAGAUGCAUACGUGGUUUUGAAUACACUACUUUAAGAAUUUGCAUUAAACCCAUCAGGAUGUCUCCAAACACAACAUACAUAUGAUAUAGCCCUGAAUCUGUAUUUUCUUUAACAUCAAAGACCGUUCAAUAAAAAAAACUCAUUUGGGUC